Molecule: messenger RNA, 1770 nt
Organism: Ambispora leptoticha
Lineage: Eukaryota; Fungi; Glomeromycota; Glomeromycetes; Archaeosporales; Ambisporaceae
Source: the annotation of a GenBank genome assembly
AUGGAAAAAAGGUUAGAACUUUCCAAAAAUCUUUUAAAAGACGACGGAGUAAUUUUUAUAUCCAUAGGAGAACAAGAACUCGCUAACCUUAAUUUGUUAUGUGGAAAAGUUUUCGGACAUGAAAAUUUUUUGACUAUCAUGGCAAGAAUAUCUAAAACUGCUAGUAAUCAAGGAAAAUAUUUUGCUCCCUCUUGCGACUAUAUAGUUUGCUAUGCAAAAAACAAGAAGCGCAUAGAUACUAGUAAUUUUUAUGACGAAAUUAAUGAAGACCUUUAUACAAAAGAGGACGAAAAUGGUAGGUAUAGGGAUGAUAUUGCCUUGUAUCAAUCAGGGCUAACUAAAAGGUCAAACCUUAGAUAUUAUAUUCAGUGUCCCGACGGUUCGCUAGUUAUUCCGCCAGGAAGUUCAUUGCCUCCUGAAAAAAAAGAAGGCUUGCCUGUUUUAAACCAAGACGGAAAUAAGUCAAAAUACAAUAUUUAUACAAAAAGUUAUUUAGAGACAAGAAAGGAAGAAGGAAUAAAGCCGAGAAACUUUUUGAUAGAUAAAAAAUUUCUGAAUAGAAGAGGAACGGAUUAUUUGAAAACAUUAGGGCUAGACUUUCCUUAUUCUAAACCCAAAGAACUUAUUAUUCAUUUGCUUGAAAAAGUUCACUUGCCAAAGGACGCAAUUAUUUUAGAUUUCUUUGCUGGUUCCGGCACCACUGGCGAAGCAGUUUUAAAACUUAACCAAGAAGAAAAAAGUCAAAGAAAAUUUAUUCUUUGCACUAAUAAUGAAGGGCAAAUCGCUGAAGAAGUUUGUUAUCCUCGUUUAGAGAAAAUUAUCAAAGGUUAUGUCAAAAAAAAUAAAGUAGAUGAAAAUAUAAAGGGGGCUGGUGGUAAUCUCCAAUACUUCCAAACUGAUUUAAUUGCUGUCGAAAAACUUACCAAUAUAAGUGAUGAAAAAAGGCACGAACUAACUGAAAAAGCGGGGCAAUCCAAGAAUAAACUUUAUCAGUAUUUCAAUGAGGGAACUGACAUGAAUCUCAAAGACAUAAAUAACUUGAAUGAGGGAAAACUUUAUAAAAACAACAUUUUUUUUAUUAAUUGGUUAAAAAUAAAAGGAACCAAUAAAGAAUCAAAAAAAUUAAGAAAGAGUGGCGGGGUUGGAUAUGGCGGGGAAGCAAUUUUUGAUGAUUUUAUUAAACAAACAAGAAAGGAAAGAGAUUUAGUAUUAAUUAUUGAUGAGGCUCAUAUUGAAACAGAUACCCAACUUGCUAACGAAGUUAUCAACCUUUUUGAUCCACGGAUUAUUAUUAGAGUAACCGCGACUCCUAAAAUCGAACCAGGUGUUAGCGAGGUCAGACAAAAGAGGGCCGGAUUUGUGGAAGUUCCAGAGGAAGAAGUGAAGAAAAGCGGGUUAAUCAAAGAAAAAAUUGUUAUUCAAACCAAAGAAGAGAUCGAAAAAUUGUCUGAAAAAAAGCAACUUUCGGAGGAUGAAAUGAUGCUAGAACUGGCUUAUAACAAAAGACUAGAACUUAAAAAAAUUUAUGAAAGUUUGGGACUUGAUAUAAACCCAUUGGUUUUAAUUCAACUUCCGAGUGAUUUUAAGGAAAAAGAGGAGAUAGAGACUAAUCGAAAGGAUUUUGUUUUGUCAUAUUUAAAAGCCAAAGGUGUAAAAAAGAGGGAAAUUGCUAUUUGGUUAUCAAAUGAAAAGACAAAUUUAGACUCAAUUGAAGAAAACAAUAAUAAAGUGAAUUUUAUGAUUUUCAAAGUUGCUCCGGCUACCGGCUGA